This is a messenger RNA of Poecilia reticulata (guppy), 1724 nucleotides long. Its product is annotated as caspase recruitment domain-containing protein 19. Gene Ontology annotation, cellular component: mitochondrion. NCBI's taxonomy places the organism in Eukaryota, Metazoa, Chordata, Actinopteri, Cyprinodontiformes, Poeciliidae. The record is from RefSeq and is a predicted model, not a curated record.
GCCUGGGUGAGUCCGUGUUUGCUGCUGAAAGCGGCAGCCUCCCCGCUGCUUGUCCGGGUGUAAUCUACCGUUAUCCUGCCGUGGAGGUCAGUCAGGUCGCGGCGUGCGACAGAGACAGUCUCUCCGAGGAAUUUAAAGUGAAUCCCACAUGCCGUUUGUUUGGUGUGGCACAACUGACAAUCAAAGACAUGGAGGGCUAUGAAGAGCAGCUCCAGAGCGACACCCAGUUUCUGUGCUCUAGCCAGAGGAUGGACACUGAACUGGUUGACAGUCUGGUGCUGCAACUCAACAGGAUCUACCCCCAGAUACUCAGUGACAAGGAAGCCUGCAAGUUCAGAAGCCUGAGAGUCCCCACAACGGAGCGGCUACGUGAGCUGCUGCAGCACCUGCGUGAGAAAGGAGACGAUGCAUGCUACGAGUUCUACAGAGCACUCCACAUCCAAGCGGAGGAUGUUUACUUCAGUCUGCCCACUAGAAUUAGGCAAAGAGAGAUGACUGAGUCAAGAAGUGCAAUCAAUGUGGCUGUCAUCCCAGAGCGAUGUGUGCUUAACGACAGAGGAUCAAUUUUCUUUCUGAGCUGUUUUAGCGUUGCGGUUGGCAUUGCAUUUUUCUAUUAUUACGGAGAGGGUCAGAGAGUCAGAUGCACGGAAGCAUUCCUUCACUGCUCUGCGGUGAGACUUAGUAAAGAUGCCAAGGACGUGUUCGUUUCCUAUGUGGAGGUCGGGAAAUAACAAGACUGAAAUAUUUCAGAAGAACAAGCUGUGCUACUUUACUCUACUGUGCCAAAUCAGUUUUACAUCUCCCUCUGUAGAGAACUCUUGCGUCGUUUCUGCAUGUAUUUGUAUUUAUUUAUUUUUUUUAAAUGCCUUGGUCUUAUCACAGGCAUCUUUGUUCUGCUCAUUGUCUAUGUCCAGUGAUAUGGUGCUGCUAUUGUCCUAGUGUGGAAAACUUUUUCAGGGAGAAACCCAGUAAUUUACUUGAGACGUAACAAUAAGCCAAUAUUACCUUUGACUUGAUCAGAUAUCAGCGUGAUAAGUACCUGAGAAAAAGAAGCCUGUUUAUUAAAACCAUCAAGUCUACGAACUUUCACAAUUUCCUGGAUCGCAUCAACCAACAGCAUGUACCUUGAUCAUUUUUAUAUUUUAUUUUACUAAAAGGUUGGGGACAUGUCAUUCAAAACUACUACUAGCCUGCAGCACAUCUAUAGUUUAUUUGUUAUUGUCCCAGGAUCAGAACAGAUUCAGCACGUCAGACGCCAAAGAAAAUCAGAAAGAUAUUGGCCAGGACAUGCAUGAUCGCUGCAUCUCUAGAUCUUACAAAAUACUUUUAGAUUUCUUUGUGCGCACCUAUAAAAUCCCAUUCUUUAGGUUAAACAUAGCAUAACCAUAUCAACAUACAGCUGCACAUCUUCAAAACUGUUUUCGGUUCUUCUCAUUCAAUAGUGCCAAACUCCAGUGCUUGUGAAAGGCUCUGCAACUUCAAGAUUUUUCCUUCCAGAUGUUAUUUUCCAGUCUUAAAAGUGGAAGACACCCAUCAACCUCAUUGGGCAGGAGUUUGACAGCCAUGCUGUAAUUUGUUUCAUUUAGACUCAGACUACCAGAUUGUUUGGUUGAUUGUCCGUUUUCUUGAAUGCACAAUAUCUGGCCUGUUAAUAGUAGUGCCUUUUAAUGACGUUGGAACAUGCUUAAAAUUAGGAAAUAAAAUAAAAAGAAGCAAAAACCAUU